This is a messenger RNA of Teleopsis dalmanni, 766 nucleotides long. It is a transcript of the gene GstT1, whose product is annotated as glutathione S-transferase theta-1. The coding region runs from base 86 to 748 and encodes 220 amino acids. Gene Ontology annotation, cellular component: cytoplasm. Gene Ontology annotation, biological process: glutathione metabolic process. NCBI's taxonomy places the organism in Eukaryota, Metazoa, Arthropoda, Insecta, Diptera, Diopsidae. The transcript is spliced from 4 exons. Gene Ontology annotation, molecular function: glutathione transferase activity. The record is from RefSeq and is a predicted model, not a curated record.
UCAGGUUGAGUUUUUCGUUUGUUAGUUAUUUUUAUUUAUUUUUGUAAUAUUAAUACUUGAUAAAUUAGUUUAAAAAAAUUAAAAAAUGGCCAAAUUUAAGUAUUACUUUGAUUUAAUGUCACAACCAUCAAGAGCUUUGUGGAUAGCAUUUAAAAUGGGAAAGACUCCUUUCGAGGAGUGUUCGGUGGCAUUAAGAAAACGUGAACAGUUAUCUGAAGAAUACAAAAAAAUCAAUCGAUUCCAAAAAGUACCAUGCAUUGUGGAUGGAGAUUUGCAUUUGUCAGAAAGUGUGGCUAUAUUAAGAUACCUGUCUGACAAAGGCCAAUUUAGUGAAACACUUUAUCCUAAGGAAUUAAAAGCCCGUGCAAAAGUUGAUGAGUUCUUGGAAUGGCAACAUUUAAGUGUACGUCUUGGUUGUGCCAUGUAUUUUAUGCGGUUGUGGCUUUUACCUAUGAAUGGUUUGGCUAAAAUGCCUUCUGAGGAACAAAUUUUAAAAUUACAAAAAGAAAUGGAAAAUUCUUUAGAUAUUAUUGAAAAUAUAUGGUUGGACAAAUCUGAAUUUCUAACAGCAAAAAAACUUACUAUAGCUGAUAUAUUUGGUGCUAGCGAAAUAGAACAGACAAGAUUGACUAAAUACGAUGUUAGUAGAAAAUAUCCGAAAAUUGCUGAAUGGCUAGAAAAAGUGCGUAAGGAAUCUAAUCCUUAUUAUGAUGAAGCACAUAAAUUUAUUUACAAAAAGUCUGCUUGAAAUAAAAAAAUAAAUUAU